Pundamilia nyererei is the source of this 8534-nucleotide messenger RNA. RefSeq names its product pleckstrin homology-like domain, family B, member 1b (gene phldb1b). The record is from RefSeq and is a predicted model, not a curated record. Gene Ontology annotation, cellular component: basal cortex. Bases 226 to 5049 code for a protein of 1607 amino acids. The transcript is spliced from 25 exons. Gene Ontology annotation, molecular function: protein binding. Gene Ontology annotation, biological process: regulation of microtubule cytoskeleton organization. NCBI's taxonomy places the organism in Eukaryota, Metazoa, Chordata, Actinopteri, Cichliformes, Cichlidae.
UGGCUUUUUUGUUUUUCGGGGUUUUUGUCACACCAGCAGCGACAUGUUUGUUUAGACCUGUGGUUUCACUGGACCCUCCCACUGCACAGACCCUCCCACAUCUGCAUCAGGCCACUAACACUCUGUGGUAGGGAGCAGGUGGACGAGACUGGGGAAGUGGAGGCAUGCUCUGGAAGAAUGACAGUCAACAGAAGCGAGACAGAAAGGUGAACGCACACGGAGUAGAUGGUGAAGAUGGAUGAGAUGAAAUACCUGGGGUCAACCAUCCACAGUAACGGAGAGUGCACAAGACAGGAUCUUCAUGUGUCGCAGGGAGCCGUGGACAGCUCAGUGGAUAUGGACCGCCUGAACAGGAACAUGCCGGAGUGUGGACGGCAAACUCACCAGGUGUUACAGAGCACCCCGCUGGACCUGAUCGAGACUGGAAAGGGGCUGAAGUUCCAAGCAGAGCGCCCCCACUUGGUGAGCUUGGGGAGUGGACGACUGAGCACAGCCAUCACCCUGCUGCCCCUGCCUGAGGGCCGGACCACUCUGGGUCAUGGUCCCAUGGACAUCAGCAUCCAGGGUCCUGGUGUGGCAGCUCAGCACUGCUACAUAGAGAACAGGUCGGGGGUUAUCACGCUGCACCCCUGUGGGAACCUCUGUGCUGUUGAUGCCAUCCAGAUUAGACAGCCCACUCGCCUGUCACAAGGCUGCAUGCUGUGUUUUGGCCAAUCAGCCUUCUUUCGCUUCAACCACCCUGAGGAAGCCUUCAGGAUGAAGAGUAUGAUGCCCCAAGGAGGAAGUAUCUCUGCUGGGGACUACAGACUCUGUGCAGACACAGAGAGCUUGGUCAAUGGGAAUCACCAGCCCAGUGCAGCCCAGUGUCCCCCAGCUCCUGGAGAGAAAGUCCAAUCCGAGCACAGCGCUAUCGUCAGCUCUAUUGAGAGGGACCUCCAGGAGAUCAUGGAUUCUCUAGUCAUGGAUGACCCUCAGCCUUCUUCAUCGGACGCCAUGAAGCCUCCCGGAGGCCAGUCCGCAGCUCACUCUCCUCUGUCGCCCAUGGUCAACGGAGGGGGCCGGUAUCUGUUAUCGCCUCCUACCAGCCCAGGGGCCAUGUCUGUGGGGUCCAGCUAUGAGAACACAUCGCCUCCUUUUUCCCCACUGUCCUCCCCCUCAGCAGCCAGCAGUGGAAGCUUUACCAGUCCAUCUCCUAGUGGAGGACCCCAGGACCAGAGUUCUUCUCUGCCGCCAGUGCCUGUACGCUCCUCUAGCUACAACUUCACCGCCCAGCCUCCGCCGGUACCCCAGCCACGGACCAUACUGCCUAACUUCAGCAGCAGUGGGGUGAGCCAAAAGGUUCAGGAAAGCCCCAGGUUGCCGCGAAAGGUCUUAACGGAGGCUCCUCCAAGCCCCAAGCCAAGCCACACAGGACUGGGCCAAGCUGGGUCUGAGAGCCCUCGGCAGACCCCCCUUCUGUCCUCCAGUGAAUCUCUUAGCGGUAGAAACGCUGUGCCAAGUAGCCCCAGGCCCACACCCAAGUUUCCGACCUGUUCAUCCCCAUCGCCCUCCAGCCCCAGGACCAAGACUACCACAGUGCUCCAGGAAAGACCUGCCAGCCCCUUCAGAGAGCACGCCCCUCUGGCCGAUCGCUCUCUCACUUCCAGCCCCUCCAGGCAGCUUUCUCAACCCACCAGAGCGUUCCAGCCUCCCCUGGACCCCAUCGUCCACAUAAUCCAAGGAUCACCUCUCCAGCAGCAUCCGCGCUCGUUGCAGCCCCCGGAAAGCCCUCACUUGGCCCGGAGGAACGUGGAGGUGAACGGGGGCGGUGGAGCAGGCAGCAGUAUGAGAGAGUUGCCACCUUUAAGCCCCUCCUUGGCUCGCAGAGGGGUUCCAGUUCUCCCAGGGGCACUUCCGGGCACGGUGAACCCACUGAGGACUCUGGACAGCCCCUCAAAUCUGGGCAAGGUUGUUCCAGAGAGCCCCAGACUUCGGCGCAGGUCAGAGGAGCAGACUUGCAGCAGAGGCAUCCGAGCUCGCAGCCCAUCCCCUACCUCGUUGUUGACGGAGGGCAGCGUCGGGGGUGCAGGGGUACGGAAAGCGAGCUUUGGGAAUUCCUUGUCGCCUGCUUACAGUCUGGGCUCGUUGCCGGGUUCCUCUCCUGUAGCCAGCCCAAGGACCCACAGAAAGAUGUCUGCAGGGAGACUGCACCCCGGUAUGAGGGAGAGGAAGAACAGCAUCACAGAGAUCAGCGACAACGAGGACGAUCUGCUGGAGUACCACCGACGACAGAGAGAGGAGAGGCUCCGCGAGCAGGAGAUGGAGAGGCUGGAGAGACAGCGACUAGAGACCAUCUUAAACCUCUGUGCUGAGUACAACAAAGGAGAGGGCACCGGCCUGGAUCCGCUGUGCUUGGGGAGGUCGGGAUUCCCGGGAUGUCUGGAGAACGUGCCGGGAGGGACGGCGUCUUCAAGCACGCUCCGCCUAGCACAGAGACAGAGGGAGAGCGACGAGGAGAACCUGAAGGAGGAGUGUAGUAGCACAGAGAGCACUCAUCAGGAGGUGAGGACGUCUCCUGCUCCCAGCGCAGCGUCCACACUGCACAAUGGAGACAGACAGCACGAGGACUCCUCCAGCGCAGGCAGCGGCGGUCGUGCGGAGCUGGGCUACCUGGAGGAAGAGCGGGUCCGUGUCCUGGCUCGGAUCGACGAGCUCAAAACCCGGCUCACAGAACUGGAGCAGCAACUCCAAGAGUCCAAACAGGAGGCUGAGAUGGAGCGCGCCUUGCUGCAGGGCGAGAGGCAGGCAGAGCUCGACCAGAUAGAGACCGAAGCAGAUAUCAUCGCUCAGCUGCAGCACAAGCUGGACGAGCUGGAGAGCGCCAUCCAGAGAGAGAAAGACAAGGAGAGGGCUAAUGUUGAGGCCGAGCGCCGGGUUCUGCAGAGCCUCCAGGAGGGCUACGCUGAGCUGAAGAACCAGCUUCAUAAUUGUCCCGAGUCCCUGCGGGAACAGUUGCAGGAACAGCUCAAAAGGGAUGGAGAGGCACUGGAAGCAGGAACUAAAAAGUUUGAGGACCUGGAGUUUCAGCAGCUGGAGAGAGAGAGCAGCCUGGAGGAAGAGCGAGAAACCAUCAGCCAGCAGCUGCUCCAGGAGAGAGCCGAGUACCAGCACAGCGUGGCCAGGAGGAAGGAGAAGGUGUCGGCUCUGGAGAACCAGGCCAACCAGCUCGGCCUGCAGGCAGCUCAGGAGUGUGAGCGGCUGGCUAAAGACCGAACGCUCACACUGCAGAUGCUCCAGAAGGAGAAGGAGAGGCUGUCGGCCCUUGAGAGGAGAUACCACUUUCUGACUGGAGGAAAGAGCUUCCCCAAGUCCUCCACCGCCAUGAGGGAGGAAGCGCUCCAUAUCAGCGAGGCCCACCUGUCGUUGGAGGACUUCCGCUCCCAGCGCUCCCUGUGUCGAGCCUGUCCUUCCUACUUACACCCCUCCCCUCCCUGUCAGUUGUACCCCAGCAGCCCUACAGAGGAUUAUGUGACAGUGGGCCAGUUAAAUCAGAUGUAUGGGAUGCCAAAGGUGGAGUCGUCCCCUACCUCCCCACUUCGCCAGCCCCUGCAGCCCGGAGCAGUAGACCCCACCUUCUCCUGCCUCCCCUCUCCUCAUGCCUCCUUCCCCCCUCUCUCAUUAGAGUCUGAAGGCUGCAGGCCUCACCUGUCCAAGCUAGACUUAGAGCAGUGGUACCAGGAGCUGACGGCUGGCUCCAGCCACCUCUGCCCUCCCUCUUUGCCAGCCAGAUGUUUGUCGGGCCGCAGGCCUGUGCUGCAGGUGUUCCGCUCCAAGCUGGACGCCGAUCCCGGCUUUUCCUUCCACCAGCCUAAGUCCGGCUCUGCUUCCCCCCUGCAGCAUGGAGCAGCAACGCUGGGACGCAACACGGGCUCCAAGCAGAGCCCCCUGCUGGCGGUCGGCAGCACCGGAAGCCUCCCCAGGAACCUGGCUGCAACGCUGCAGGACAUCGAGACCAAGAGGCAGCUGGCUCUGCAGCAGAAAGGUCAGCAGGUGAUCGAAGAGCAGCGCCGCCGUCUGGCCGAGCUCAAGCAAAGAGCAGCAGCGGAGGCUCAGUGCCAGUGGGAGGCCCUCCACUGCUCCCAGCCCCACCUCGUAACCUCGACCUCCCCGUCUCCCUCCUACUCACCCAUCAUGGCCUACAGCCCCGUGCUGAGCCAUACUUCCUUGGGCCCCCCUCCUCUGGUUCACCACUCCAUCCUGCACCAUCAGCCCCCGUCGGCCGGGGAGCAGCCGUACGACACCCUGAGCCUGGAGAGCUCGGACAGCAUGGACACCAGCGUGUCCACCGGGAACAACUCGGCCUGCUCGCCUGACAACAUGAGCGGCGUCGGAGGUGUGGACGCCCUGAAGAUCGAGGAGAUGGAGAAGAUGCUGAAGGAGGCGCAGCUGGAGAAAGCCAGACUUAUCGAAUCGCGGGAACGGGAGAGCCUGGCUCGCCGGCAGAUGCUCGAGGAGGAGAGGCGGAGGAGGGAGGAGGCCGAGAAGAGGCUGCAGGAUGAAACUUUCCACCGGCAGCAGCUGGUGGAGAAGGAAGUCAAGAUGAGGGCCAAGAACUUCUCUCAGGCCCGUCCUAUGACUCGCUACCUGCCCAUCAGGAAGGAGGAGUUUGAUCUGCGCUCGCACAUCGAGUCGUCGGGUCACAGCGUGGAGACGUGCUAUCACGUCAUCCUCACCGAGAAGAUGUGCAAGGGCUACCUGGUGAAGAUGGGAGGCAAGAUCAAGUCGUGGAAGAAACGCUGGUUCGUGUUCGACCGCCUCAAAAGGACGUUCUCCUACUAUGUUGACAAACACGAGACCAAGCUGAAGGGAGUGAUCUACUUCCAGGCCAUAGAGGAGGUUUACUACGAUCACCUGCGCAGCGCCACAAAGAGCCCCAACCCCUCGCUGACCUUCUGCGUCAAGACCCACGACCGCCUCUAUUACGUGGUGGCCCCCUCGGCCGAGGCCAUGAGGAUCUGGAUGGACGUGAUCGUCACGGGAGCGGAGGGGUACACGCAGUUCCUGAACUAAGAAGAGCGCUGGGACAAGCCGGCGGCUUUGGCGGGGACGCUCCCAUCACAGACUCUUCCUGUUUCCUGUCCUCCGACGGCUCGCCUUCCUGUUUUACUUUUGAAUCUAACAUCUUUGAUUUGACCGUGUACUUGUUUCCACCUCCACUCUAUGUGAUUCUGUCUGGAUUUAAAAAGGGAGGAAACGUGCGCACGCACACACACGCACACACACGCACACACACGCACACACGUCUGUAUAUAAACCAAAUGUAAACCUGUCAAAGACUUUAUUACAAAGCCUUUCUAUAUUGCCAAAUGGAGAUCUUAUAGUUAACUGUUUGUUGAACUUUUGUAUUUUUUGUUCCUUUAUUUCUUUUUUACUUGUAGAGAAAAUUGCCAAAUCACACGAUGCCAAUGUGUUUUCCUUUCAUGACUUUGUUAGACAGGAAUAGUUCAAUCGAAUCCUGUAAUCAUUUUUAGAAAUAUUUGAAAAAAAAUCUCAUUUCCAAUGUGUAACCUGAGAAAUACUGUAACCCCUGAGUGAGCCGGAGCUGGAGAGGACGUUUGUAACGGCGAAACACAGAGGAGCGCGUUUCAGCUUCACACUGAAGACAAUGAGCCAAUCACACUAAGCCAAUCAGCAUCCACAGCUACACCCACGGCUCCACCCUGUUCCUAUCUCCACACACAGGCUUACCAAAGUAACUGGAAGUGACGUUAGACUUUGAGCCGCUCACGAGUUCACUCUGCAGUUCUCACAGCAGUUUGCCCCGUGGAGGGUUGGGAAGGUGUCAGUAUUCAAGUUGCUUGUUGACCAGGCUUUGUGCAGGAUUUGGUGCAUUUCAGUUAAUGUAGUACAAUACACAGUACUGUGUAUCAAAGCUAGCAAGAGCUGGUGAGAGACUAAAACAUGUAGCUAAUGCCACAACAGCGUUAGCUUAGCGUGAAGACUGGAAGCCCUGAGAAAUGUUAGCCUGGCUAUGUGUGUAAAAACCAGUCGUGGUUUUAGUACAUCUCAUUGGCUGUCCCACUCAGUCUUCAUAGUAAACUGGUCAUUUCCUUUGCUUUAUCUUCUUGGUUCUCGGUGUUUUGUAUUUAGCUGAAGCUAGCUAACUUUCUUAGCAAGCUAAAAAAGAGACAAGCUGCUAGCUUAAAAGUCUCGCUUUCUAGCUAGCUCUGUCCCUUUGCUUCCAGUCUUUUUGCUAGUCUGAGCUAACCCUAACCCUCUUAAAGAGGACCCGGCCUUCUGUAUCUUCAUGUUCAUGUACACAGUUACAUCUUGUAUACAUUCAGUCAUUAUUUCAAUCAGUUUUGCGGCGUCAUAACAAACUGAUCGACUUGAAGCCCGAGCAGUACAGGCGUUACAUAAACACGGGAUGCUGCCCCGUGGUAGGCUUCCUGACGUUCUGCAAUCAAUGGUAGUGGGCUUUCAGGGAGGGGAGGGGGUCUCGAGAGACGGAUGCUGAAACCGAGGGUGAACCGAGGGGCUCUAAAGUUGCCCAACUGAAGAUGAACUGAAAGCAGAGAGAGAUGGGUCCUCUUUAAGAAAGCGUUCAUAAUCCAGACGCUCAUCGGUCCUUUGACAGCUUUGAAACUGGACUUUCCCUGAAAGUUUUCCAUGUGCUGUUGUAAGCCAGGGGCAACAAGCCUCAUCAUCAGCUAUCCACAGUCUCUACUUUCCUAAAUUAUUAAUUGCGUAAUGCAGAAGCGGUCAGUCCAUCACAUUCACUGGGGGACCUCGAGUCUCAGAGAUUGACCGCUACACUGGUCUCACCAAAGCUGCCACGUUCUCAGUGCACUUGUUGAAUAUGUUGAACAGGAAUCUCACUGUGUCUGUAUCAAGCUGUCAUUUUACCAACUCUAGGUGCAAACUGCAUCUCUUUGUGUGCACAAAGUGGUAAAUCUUCUGUUUGCCAAGUAGCCUUUAGCUAACCUGAUAUGACUGCUGGGAAGCAGCCAUCACCACUGCCAGCCUAAGCAACAGCUACCAGAUGGCACCAACACAGGACCACACAACACUAUGGACUGAUGCAAUUCAGAACUGUGCCUUGACUAUGUUAUUGUUGUUAUUGUUGUCGAUGCCGUGUCUGUGAGUAGAGCACAGCCUCUCCAGUUAUAUGAAUGCAUUGACUUUGUUUCUGAGCUUCACCACGGGGGUGUGGCACCACCCUGAGCGGUGGGGAUCAGCUACCACACUAUUGGAACAAGUGUUUUAUUUUUCUUUCAACCAGUUUAAUUCAAUAUUUAUUUCGACGUAGCAUCAAUUAAGUCAUCUGUUCCAAAGUGGAGUGAGAAUCCCAACAAUCCCAGCGUUUGGUGACUGCAGGGAGGAAGAACUCCCUUUUAACAGGAAGAGGACUUCAGUAGAUCCAGGAUCAGGGAGCGGCACAGAGAGACUUGAUAACAAUAAAAAGAAUGAAAGCAGCUGUAUGCAGAUUUAAGGUGGAAUUCACCAGUUUAAUUAAAAAAAUCAAGUGAGUUGCUGUACUGAAGUACAAGUUAGAAGUAUUUACACUCCACUGCAUUCUCUCAUGUUACACUCCAGAAGCUACACGUCGUGGCCUCCGGCUCAUUUAUGUAGCUCGUUUGUUUUCAUUUGAAAUCGGCACAGUUCCAUUUUUAUGGAAUGAUUCUUCUACACAACCCUACAAAGGGUCAUAACGAGUACAGCUUUUUACACUGCAGUACCGCUGCUUUCAAUAUUUAGUUGUUUGAAGGCGUUGUUUGAUUUUGUUGUCCAUGCUGACAGACGGCUCUUCUUUCAUUACGUACUCAUUUCCCCUGUGAUGGAGCGAUGGGCUGAUUCCUUGGUUCCAUUAUGAACAUCUGUCUUAAAACUAAAACCUGCUCCAGGAUGGAUAAAUCGAUCUUGCACCUUCGGCUUUGAUGGAGCGCCUCGUGUGGCUCAUCUCACCGUGGUCGGUUUGGGAUCAGCAGGUUUCCAGUGCUACUUUGAUUUGUAGGAGCAUGCGGAGCUGGUUUCAUGUGUCGGUAUAGUGAUGAUUACUUAUAGUUGUGGUGCCUGAGACAGUGAUAUGUUUACUUAUUAUAAGACUAGUGAAAAGACCUUAAUAUACUCUGUCCCUACCACCCACUUGCCUUUUAUUUCCCUGCACAGCGAGGACGUGCAAACCAAACUAUUCAACACUGGCGAGGCUGUUAAAUGCUGUCUGUGGAGAGCAGGAGGUGCACGCAUCACUGUCAUUCUGUGAAGACGAUGCCUGAAUGAAAACAUGGAAAUCAAACAGUAUUGUAUGGAAAGAAGUACAAUUUUUACUUGUAUCAUUUUAGAAGUUUUAUUGUCAGUUACAUUUCAGAUGGUAUGGUAGAGAUGUAUCAGCGAGUAAUCCACCUCACACUCACUAGACUCUAGUGUUCUUCAUAAAGUGGUUCCUGUCACACACACACUCUUAGUACUCGGACCAUGCUGUUAUUGGUACCCUGUAUGUCUCGUGUCAUUUUCAUGUAUGGAUUGUGUCAGCUCUAUUAAACGACUAUCACAGA